Oreochromis aureus is the source of this 2460-nucleotide messenger RNA. RefSeq names its product CBL-interacting serine/threonine-protein kinase 21. Bases 286 to 1608 code for a protein of 440 amino acids. Gene Ontology annotation, molecular function: protein serine/threonine kinase activity; ATP binding. NCBI's taxonomy places the organism in Eukaryota, Metazoa, Chordata, Actinopteri, Cichliformes, Cichlidae. Gene Ontology annotation, cellular component: nucleus. Gene Ontology annotation, biological process: protein phosphorylation; mitotic DNA damage checkpoint signaling. The record is from RefSeq and is a predicted model, not a curated record. The transcript has 6 exons.
GUUGGUUUGUCACUUCUUCCACUGGUGUGGCGCUUCCUGGGUUUUCUUUGGCGUCCCUGUUGGCAUCCAUGAUGUUACCCUUAUUUCCUACAUCUUCCAUGAGUGCCUCUGUAAUGGCUGAUGUUCCGGUCUGCUACAGGAUAGGACUGGCUUUGCUUGGGGCCAUGAAUCAGAUUCAGGAAGGUGUGGAACAGGUUUCAAGAGAGAUAACUAUGUUAGCUCGUGUUCAGACCUGACACAGCUGCGUUCCCUCAACAGCAUAAAGGCUCUCAUAGCGUCUCCUAGAUGGCGUACUCCACCAGUACCCUUGCAGAGGGCUGUUUUGGGAAAGUGUACAAGGAGAAGUACAAUGAUACCUGGGCUGCUAUUAAGAAAGUUCCUCAACAUCUCAUCAGCUGGAAGGAUCUGGAGAGAGAGAGUGAAGUAUACAACAAGUCAAAACAUCCCAACAUAGUGAGGCUUCUGGGCAAAAUAACUCUUAAAGAUGGAAAAUGGAUCAUUCCACUAGAGUUUGUCUUCGGAGAGGACCUGGAGACCACCAUCUUCAAGGCGUCAAAGUCUAAAAUAUCGUUGACUCCAGCUAAUAAAGGCACAAUCAUUGUCGGCAUGUGUGAAGGGCUGCUUCAUCUACACUCCAGAGACAUUGUCCAUCAAGACCUCAAGCCUGAAAACAUUAUGGUGGAGCAUAACACAAACAGAGCAGUAAUUAUUGAUCUGGGACUGGCCAAGUUCUUCAGACGUGGUCUAAACUCUGCAGUGGACAUGGGGAACGAGGCUUACUCGGCUCCUGAGGUGCUGCAGAGGGGAAGCCAGAGAGAUCAGCGUUCAGACGUCUGGGCCAUGGGAAAAAUCAUAGCUGAGCUCUGUGCCCGGAUUCGUCUGUACACACCCAGCGUCUGUCCUGACAAAAUCAAGGAUGUUUUAAAGGACCAGCCAUACUGCCCUGUUGUGUGUAGGAUGGUGGAGCAGAACCCAUCUCUGAGGGCCUCCAUGGGAGGGGUCAUUAGUGAUAUUCGAAGAGCUGCAGGAACGGGCAUUGUCACCAACAUACCCAUUCAAAAAGAGCAUCUUAAACCACCUACACCUCACAUUAAUGCCAGAAACCACUCUCCAUCACCACCGAACAGAGAUGCACAUCCACCAAUCAGGGACCCAUCACCAAUCAAUCGAGUUGUUUCUCCACCUAACAAGGAUCCAUCACCGUUAAACAUUGUCCAUCAAGACCUCAGACAUCAGUUUGACAGACAUCCGUCACCUAUGAAUAAGCCUACAGGGCGGAUAUUUGAACGUUCUCCCAGACCAGAGAUAAAACCUUUGCCUCGAACUGUAGUGCACCUUCCUCCUUCCCCCCAGAGGCUAGAGGAGAAGAACAAAAAUCACGAUCUGGCGCUGAAAGGUGGAUCGGAUGUCGCACAGGACCUCGUGAAAAUGAAGUUGUUACAAGAAGCUGCCAAGGAUCUUCCCUGCAACCUGCCAACGACGGGGAGGGUGGUGGUGCGGCGUUUUGUGGAGAAAAACGGGGAAAUGGGUUCAUGGGAGCAGACCGAGGUGGUGACUCGUGAUGGAAAGAUAGUCAAGUUUGAUGAUGUCAAGUUUAACAGCAAAUGAGAGUAUCUGGGAGAGUUAAAAAAUAAUUGCAUGUUCACUCAGCUGAAAGAGUCGACAGAGUUUAGGUGCAGUAGACAUUGCAUGGAAUGUAACAGGAUAUUAGUUUAUUUUAAGGAAUUGAUUAGUUUUGAGUUAUUUCCAAAUUAAACUUUCCAUUAGCGUAUGCUUAGUUCCAAAUUUAUUUAUAAAAUCAUCAGUUUCAAUUGCAAACCUAAAUGUUGUGGAUUUUGGUAUGCAUUAUGCUCACUGUGAGCUCUGUGAGUGAGACUUGUAAUGAGAUUAUCUCCAGUUGAAAAACUGACAUUUAUAUAUAUUUUCUGUUGGCUAAAAUGUGCAGUGGUGUUUACAUUUGAAAUGUGUUUUGGUAGUUUUGAUUAAAUAAAUGACUGUGAGAAAUUUGAGCAGGGAAUUUGGGUGCGGUAUACAGAAUGGGUCAGUGAUGUAUUGAAACUGUCUGGUUAGUAUUUCUGCUAUUUUUUUUAACAAGUUAGUGAUCUAAUCUUUAAGCUUUACUGUGCAUCAGAGUCUCCUGUGUCUGAUAAUCUUUUUUUUUAAAUGACUGUAAAGUAAGACAAAUAAAUCCAGCAAACUUUAUCUAUGAGUUGCUGGAACCAACAAGUGAUUUGUUGCUGGGUUGAUUUGAUGCUAUUGUGUUGCAGAAGUUCUUGCUACACUGUUCUUUACAGGUCAGAGUGAACAAAGGUGAUGCGCUAUUCCACACCCAUUUACAAGAACAAGAAGAACCUGUCUUAUGAUUUUUUGUAAUUACUCUUGCAGUAAUAAAAUGCGUCUUCCAAUCUCAUGUAGUUGUACACAUCAGCAUUAAAGUUGCUUUUUAGUGUUUCUAUGUGC